This is a messenger RNA of Hyla sarda, 1788 nucleotides long. Its product is annotated as hornerin-like. The coding region runs from base 541 to 1656 and encodes 371 amino acids. The transcript has 5 exons. The record is from RefSeq and is a predicted model, not a curated record. Lineage: Eukaryota; Metazoa; Chordata; Amphibia; Anura; Hylidae.
CUUUGUCAUCGUGGUAACAACUAUUGAUCUCUUUACGCUUUGAAGGAACAUUGAAAAAUGGUGCCCAGGAUGCCGAGCUGAACGCCUAUGAAAUCUACUGUAUACUUUACAGCUUAUUUUUGGACACAAGUUGAUUGUUACAAUUAUUUUUUUUAUGUCCAUUUAAUUUCCGGUAUUUACCUGGGACAGGUAUAACAUCUCGUCUAUGGCUGCAGAGGACCUGAAAUAAUCACAGUAAUUAAAUCACGGCCGAAAUUACUAUUAUUAACCCCCGCCUUGUUUCAGCUGCUCCAUUUCUGUCCUUGCCGAGCGAUUAAUUUUUACGAGUUUUUUACACACAUCAUACCGCAAUAUCGUGGUGUCAGUCAAGUCUUGGAGAACACGCCUCAGUUUGGCUGGAUUCCAUCGUCUUUAGAUCCACCUAUUCUCCCAGUAUAAAUAGAGCUCCAUGGACCGUCAGACCUCAGAGUCUACUGCAGCCUUCUCAAGCUUUUCUUCAGCCCAUCCUUUUUAGGAACCUACAAACCCCCAACCACAGAAAUGGAAGGAGCACCAAACCCCUCCAAGAAGCCCUCCAGCAGCAACCAGAGCUCAAACUCAUGGAGUUCAGGAAGCCAAGGAAGCUCUUCCCAGACCAGUGGACGACAGAACCAAGGCAGUUCUUCCCAAAGCCUGACCGGUGGUCAACAGAACCAAGGCAGUUCUUCCCAAAGCCAGACCAGUGGUCAACAGAACCAAGGCAGCUAUUCCCAAAGCCAGACCAGUGGUCAACAGAACCAAGGCAGUGCUUCCCAAAGCCAGACCAGUGGUCAACAGAACCAAGGCAGUGCUUCCCAAAGCCAGACUAGUGGUCAACAGAACCAAGGCAGCUAUUCCCAAGAUAAGACCAGUGGUCAACAGAACCAGGGCAGUUCUUCCCAAAGCCAGACCGGUGGUCAACAGAACCAAGGAAGCUAUUCCCAAGGUCAGACCAGUGGUCAACAGAACCAGGGCAGCUAUUCCCAAGGCCAGACCAGUGGUCAAACCAGUGGAUCCCAGCAAGGACAAAAUCAGAGCAGUGCCCAGCAGGCUGGUGGAUUCCAGCAGGGAAAGAAUCAAGGUAUCGGCCCACAGGGUGUGGGAUACCAAGGGGGUAGCCAGCAAGGUAGUGGAUCUCAACAAAGUCAGAGCAGCAGUCAGCAGGGCAGUAGCCAGAGCAGUGGCCAGCAGGGAGCUACAUAUCAAGGACGUAGUCAGAGCGGUAGCCAGCAGGGCAGUAGCCAAACCAGUAGCCAGAACAGUAGCCAGCAAGGAAGUGCAACUCAAGGACAAAGUGUGAGCGUCAGCCAGCAGGGAGGCACAUAUCAGCAAGGACAAAGUCAGGGCAGUAGCCAGCAGGGCAGUGGAUCUCAAGGACAAAGUCAAGGAAGUAGCCAGCAGGGUAGUUCACACCAUCAAGGACAGAGCCAGGGUAGUAGCCAGCAGGGAAGUGGAUCUCAACAAGGACAGAGUCAGGGUAGUAGCCAGCAGGGAAGUGGAUAUCUUCAAGGAAAGGAUACAACCAGUGGAAUACAGAUCCAAGGGGGCAGCAGCCAAACUGGAGGUAGUGGACAGUCUUCUACCACAUCCUCUACUUCAUCCUCUUCCUACUUUAGUCAAGGAAAAGAUAAGCACUAGACUUGUGCUAAAGAGUCCGAUAUCUCUGAAUACCUAUAUAUACCCAAUGAUACCUCCCGUUCCUUUAUCUUCUGAAAUGUAUCUGUUUCCAAAGCAUAAUAAUAAAAUUCUAUUGUGAUUACAGCAACUAAA